Molecule: messenger RNA, 988 nt
Organism: Amorphotheca resinae ATCC 22711
Lineage: Eukaryota; Fungi; Ascomycota; Leotiomycetes; Helotiales; Amorphothecaceae
Exons: 3
Coding region: 236-928 (230 amino acids)
Biological process (GO): cellular response to oxidative stress; cellular response to carbon dioxide; carbon utilization
Cellular component (GO): cytoplasm
Molecular function (GO): carbonate dehydratase activity; zinc ion binding
Source: RefSeq, a predicted model, not a curated record
CCCGAUCUGUUCGCACGUACGGAGAUAUAUUUUGGCUUAUCGCAGACCCCGAAAUUCAUCCGUGGAAUAAGCGGAUUGCACGUUCUCGGCCUUCUCUAGAUACAAAUAACCUCAACCCUUUUGCAUUGCAACCCUCUUCUUCCUAUACCCCUUUCCGCCCCGAUAUCUCUAUUGUUACAAUCGCCCAUUUCCUUGCAUCCUCACAGUCUCGCAGUUCUCGCACACAUAUCUCCCAAUGGGCGCAGAAGAUGCUUUUAGCUAUGCCCUGAGCUCCAACGCUGCCUGGGCAGGCUACAAGAACCACCAAAACCCAGCCUUCUUCCCCAAGCUCGCGACCGGCCAAUCGCCAUCCAUUCUCUGGAUCGGCUGCUCCGACUCUCGUGUCCCUGAGACCACCGUUCUAGGUCUCCAGCCCGGCGACGUCUUCGUGCACCGCAACAUCGCCAACAUCGUGUCGCCCACCGACAUCAACAUCUCCGCCGUCGUGGAGUAUGCCGUCGUGUACCUGAAAGUGAAGCACGUGGUCCUCUGCGGACACACGAGCUGCGGUGGCGCCGCGGCCGCGCUGGGCGACUCGCGCGUCGGCGGUGUAUUGGACACUUGGCUCACACCGCUCAAGACCGUGCGCCAUGCGCAUGAGGCCGACCUGAAGAACAUCGAGGAUGCCGGGAAGCGGGGGGUCCGCCUGGCGGAGCUGAAUGUCGAGGCGGGCGUCAAGGUGCUGAUGAGCAAUUACGUGGUCGAGGAGGCCAUUAAGGAGAGAGGGCUUAAGGUCCAUGGCGUGCUGUUCGAUAUCGCGACGGGUAAGAUUAGGGACUUGGGGCUUGGCAAUGCGGGCAUGGUGGGCGAAGAUGGGGAGAUUGUGAAGGGUCACCAUGGCAUGUUGGUCUUCAAGGAGGGAGGGGUCGCUGCUAUGACUGUUCAGUAAAGGAGACAGGAUUGAUGGCGUAGAGACGGCGUAGAGAGGAGGUGAACUUUGUGUGUUACA